CACCGUGAAAGUUUAUCAUCUACACAAUUUCCGAUAGAGGUCGCUAUAAAAAAAUACAAGAAAGUAGAAUAUCGAUUGUAUUACUUUUAGGAAUAUUAUGCUUAUUACUAGCAUUUGUACAAGUUGCCCUUUGAUAUGAUGGCAGCGAGUUGAAGAUGUUUUCUGUGCGGAUAGUGAGCACAGAUCACUACAUGGCCACCCCUGUGAGGGGCCUGGACGCCAUGUAUGCUGAUCAACGUGGAUCUGAAGUCAAGAAAGUGCCAAUAGUCAGAAUAUUUGGAUCAACGCCUGCUGGCCAGAAGACCUGCAUGCACGUCCAUGGGGUGUUUCCCUACCUUUAUGUGCCGUACGAUGGAACACUGCCCUGGGACCGCUACCUGCGCCAGUUCGCAUCCAGCCUGGACAAGGCUAUCAAUGUGGCCCAGGGCUACGGACAGUCCAACCUUCAGCAUGUAUACAAGAUUGUUCUGGUGACUGGGAGAUCAAUGUACGGGUACCACGAUGCGGAUCAAGAGUUCUUGAAAAUCUACCUGUACAAUCCCAUCAUGAUCAGAAAAGCUGCUGAUCUGCUGCUAGGUGGUGCGGUAUUUAACAAGCCCUUCCAGCCCCAUGAGGCACAUAUCCCCUACACUCUACAGUUGUUCAUUGAUUAUAACCUGUAUGGAAUGAACAUGAUCAACGUUGGAGCCGUGAAAUUUAGGAGGAAAAGGGACACUGAAGCAGACGCGGUCAUCCUUAGCCAGGGCUCUGAAAAAGGGCAUGGGUUUCUUCCAAAGACGCCGGUUUCCUUCACCGGCCUUCUGAAUAGGUCAGGGUCCGUUACUCCCUCACAACAGCUCUGGGACUUUGAAAAUAUUCCAAGUGAGAUGUUGCUUGACCAUGCUGUGGAGAGACUGACCACAUGUGAGUUAGAGGUGGACGUCGUAGCAGCAGACAUCCUCAAUCGUCAAGAAGUAGUCGGUAAGUAACAGGCAACUGAUCUGCAGGACCCCAGUCAUCUGCCCAUUCUUUAACACUUUGGAAGUUAAACUUUACCAAAAUAAAUAGAAAAAUUAUUGUGCAUUGAAUAUGCUGAAUUUCA
Messenger RNA from Dreissena polymorpha, 1081 nucleotides. Its product is annotated as DNA polymerase zeta catalytic subunit-like. The record is from RefSeq and is a predicted model, not a curated record. Gene Ontology annotation, biological process: error-prone translesion synthesis; double-strand break repair via homologous recombination. Gene Ontology annotation, molecular function: DNA-directed DNA polymerase activity. The transcript is spliced from 8 exons. Bases 156 to 968 code for a protein of 270 amino acids. Gene Ontology annotation, cellular component: zeta DNA polymerase complex; nucleus. NCBI's taxonomy places the organism in Eukaryota, Metazoa, Mollusca, Bivalvia, Myida, Dreissenidae.